CCUUAGAGGCUUCUGUACUAGGCCUAGCCCACACAGCUAACGCUAGCUAACGAACCAACCACAGAGGAAAGCUAGCUAACCCCAUAAUAAGGUUCAAUGGCGUUGGUGUCGGCAGAUACAAAAAUUGCCGAGCUGCUGACUGAGCUCCAUCAACUAAUAAAGCAAACUCAGGAGGAGCGUUCACGCAGUGAGCACAACCUGCUCAACAUCCAGAAGACACAUGAAAGAAUGCAGACAGAAAACAAGAGUCAGUCGACAUGUCCUAGUACUUCACCAUACUAUCGGACAAAACUCCGGGGGUUGUACACCACAGCAAAAGCAGAUGCAGAAGCAGAGUGCAGUAUACUGCGGCAUGCUCUUGACAAGAUUGCAGAAAUUAAAUCGCUACUGGAAGAGAGACGAAUUGCUGCGAGAAUGGCAGGGGUCUACAAUGACAGUGACCCACCCAGAAAGACCAUGCGGCGAGGCGUUCUGAUGACUCUACUCCAGCAGUCUGCCAUGACGCUUCCACUCUGGAUAGGCAAGCCAGGCGAAAGUCCGCCUCCUCUGUGUGGGGCCAUUCCUGCAAGCAGUGAUUACGUGGCUAAACAGGGGGACAAGGUGGCAGCUCGAGUGAAGGGUGUAGACGGAGAUGAACAGUGGAUCCUGGCUGAGGUUGUCAGCUACAGCCACUCCACCAACAAGUAUGAAGUGGAUGACAUUGAUGAGGAAGGAAAAGAGAGGCACACGCUGAGUCGGAGAAGAAUCAUCCCGCUGCCACAGUGGAAAGCUAACCCAGAGACAGACCCUGAGGCCUUAUUCAGCAAAGACCAGCUGGUGCUGGCCCUCUACCCACAGACCACCUGCUUCUACAGAGCGCUCAUUCAUACCCCUCCACACCGGCCCCAGGACGACUAUUCAGUGCUGUUUGAAGACACUUCAUAUGCAGAUGGCUAUUCACCACCUCUCAAUGUUGCCCAGAGAUAUGUGGUGGCCUGUAAGGAGACCAAGAAGAAGUAAAGAAGAUGAAAAGUAGACUUUUGACUGUUUCUGUUAACUGUUUGAGAAUGGAAGUGCUGUUUUAGUAUCAGACCUAUCUGUUGGUUAUGGUCACCUCAUUGGUUCUUGGACCAAUACACAAAUACAGAAAUGAUGUUUGACUGUGAAUGACAUUGAAUAACAUUACAAUCUGUGUGAAUGGAGAAUUAAACUGCAGCUGUUGUAAAUCAGGACUGUGUUCAUGAAUCAGGUCUGUGACCCUGUUUUGUUCUAUUGUUUUUGGUGUUCUACCAUGUAAAUGUUGUAUAUUGUUUUUUGUACCACAAUAAAUAUUCCUGUCGGUUUGGUUACUGCAGCUGAAUUAUGUAAAAAUUGUGAAAAUAAACCCUUUGAAAAUUUG
This is a messenger RNA of Astyanax mexicanus (Mexican tetra), 1378 nucleotides long. It is a transcript of the gene sgf29, whose product is annotated as SAGA complex associated factor 29. Bases 97 to 999 code for a protein of 300 amino acids. NCBI's taxonomy places the organism in Eukaryota, Metazoa, Chordata, Actinopteri, Characiformes, Acestrorhamphidae. Gene Ontology annotation, cellular component: SAGA complex. The record is from RefSeq and is a predicted model, not a curated record. The transcript is spliced from 10 exons.